This is a messenger RNA of Medicago truncatula (barrel medic), 7166 nucleotides long. Its product is annotated as TMV resistance protein N. Gene Ontology annotation, molecular function: ATP hydrolysis activity; ADP binding; ATP-dependent protein folding chaperone. The record is from RefSeq and is a predicted model, not a curated record. Gene Ontology annotation, biological process: signal transduction; defense response. The coding region runs from base 390 to 4772 and encodes 1460 amino acids. The transcript is spliced from 5 exons. Lineage: Eukaryota; Viridiplantae; Streptophyta; Magnoliopsida; Fabales; Fabaceae.
UUGUAGACCCCACAAACAUACACUCAGGAAGUUCCCCUUCACCGGCCUCACCCCUCAAAAAUCCCCACCCCCACCAUCGCCUUCUUCGGUCACACACCACCGUAACCCAUCGUCCACCUCGCCAUCGCGGUACCGGAUCUACUCAAAUCCGUCUCUCCUACCACGACCCUGCCGUCUUUCCAUCCUAACGUUUGACAUCCAGAUCCAGCUUUUUUUUUUUUUUUUUUAGAGAAAUAAAUGCCACCUAGAUGUGUUGCUUCUCACUGUUGUUACUACUGUCACUGCCCACAGAGAAGACUAAGCUGCUAAAUACCAAGUCGCCUCGCUCCCUUUUGCUGCACCUUCCUUCAACCUUCUCAGUUUUUUCUACCACCUAACAUAUUCAGUUCAUGCAUCAUAUCAUGACACAACCUUCUUUGUCUGGCUCUUCUAUCUUCACCUAUGAUGUUUUCAUCAGUUUUAGAGGCAUAGAUACCCGCAACAAUUUCACGCGCGACCUUUACGAUAUUCUUGAUCAAAACGGUAUUCACACUUUCUUUGAUGAACAAGAAAUUCAAAAAGGAGAAGAGAUCACACCAUCACUUCUUCAAGCUAUUCAACAAUCUAGAAUUUUCAUUGUUGUUUUCUCUAACAACUAUGCUUCCUCUACUUUUUGCUUGAAUGAACUUGUCAUGAUCCUUGACUGUUCCAACACACAUAGACGCUUGCUUUUGCCGGUUUUUUAUGACGUCGAUCCAUCACAAGUUCGCCACCAAAGCGGUGCUUAUGGUGAAGCUUUGAAAAAACAUGAAGAGAGGUUUAGUGAUGAUAAGGAUAAGGUGCAAAAAUGGAGGGAUUCUUUAUGUCAAGCUGCUAAUGUUUCUGGCUGGCAUUUCCAACAUGGGUCACAAUCAGAAUACCAAUUUAUUGGUAAUAUCGUCGAGGAAGUCACUAAGAAGAUCAAUCGCACUCCUUUACAUGUUGCUGAUAACCCAGUUGCGCUAGAGUCUCCAGUGUUGGAAGUGGCAUCUCUUCUACGGAUCGGAUCUGAUGAGGGAGCCAACAUGGUUGGCAUUUAUGGAACCGGUGGUGUAGGAAAAUCAACAUUGGCUCGUGCUGUGUAUAAUAACCAAAUUUCUGAUCAAUUUGAUGGUGUGUGUUUUCUUGAUGAUAUAAGAGAAAAUGCAAUUAACCAUGGUCUUGUGCAACUCCAAGAAACACUGCUUUCUGAAAUACUUUGUGAGAAGGAUAUUAGAGUGGGUAAUGUUAGCAGAGGAAUUUCAAUCAUAAAAAGAAGGCUCCAAAGAAAAAAGGUACUUUUGGUUCUUGAUGAUGUUGACAAAGCGAAGCAGAUACAAGUACUUGCAGGUGGACAUUAUUGGUUUGGCUCCGGCAGCAAGAUCAUAAUCACUACAAGAGACAAACAUUUGUUGGCUAUUCAUGAGAUUCUGAAUUUAUAUGAGGUUAAACAGUUAAAUCAUGAAAAAUCUCUUGAAUUGUUUAAUUGGCAUGCCUUUAGAAACAGAAAAAUGGAUCCAUGUUACAAUGAUAUUUCAAACCGUGCAGUUUCUUAUGCUCAUGGCCUUCCAUUAGCUUUGGAGGUGAUAGGUUCUCAUUUGUUUGGCAAAAGAUUAGAUGUGUGGAAAUCUGCAUUAGAUAAAUAUGAAAGAAUUCUUCAUGAAGAUAUUCAUGAAGUUCUUAAAGUUAGCUAUGAUGAUUUGGAUAAAGAUGACAAGGGUAUUUUUCUUGACAUUGCUUGUUUCUACAAUUCUUAUGAAAUGGGCUAUGCCAAAGAAAUGUUAUACGUACAUGGUUUUAGUGCUGAAAAUGGCAUUCAAGUGCUGACCGACAAAUCCCUCAUAAAAAUUGAUGGCAAUGGUUGUGUUAGAAUGCAUGACUUAGUUCAAGACAUGGGCAGAGAAAUCGUGAGGCAGGAAUCAACUUUGGAGCCUGGCAAACGCAGUAGAUUAUGGUCUGAUGACGAUAUAAUUCAUGUUUUGGAAGAAAAUACGGGCACUGAUACAGUUGAAGUCAUAAUCAUCGACUUGUACAAUGACAAAGAAGUGCAAUGGAGUGGAACAGCCUUCGAGAAUAUGAAAAACCUUAAAAUUCUUAUAAUUAGAAGUGCACGCUUUUCUAGAGGUCCUAAAAAAUUACCAAAUAGUUUAGGAGUUUUAGACUGGAGUGGAUAUUCAUCACAAUCUUUGCCAGGUGAUUUCAAUCCUAAGAAGCUUAUGAUGCUUAGCCUACAUGAAAGUUGCCUUAUAUCGUUCAAAUCACUUAAGGUGUUUGAGUCCUUGAGCUUUCUGGAUUUUGAAGGAUGCAAGUUAUUAACUGAGCUACCUAGCUUAUCUGGACUAGUAAAUCUGGGGGCACUUUGUCUUGACGAUUGCACUAAUUUAAUCGCAGUUCAUAAGUCAGUUGGUUUUCUCAAUAAACUCGUGUUAUUGAGUACUCAAAGAUGCAACCAGCUAGAACUUUUGGUGCCCAACAUCAAUCUGCCAUCUCUAGAGACUCUAGAUAUGAGGGGUUGUUUGCGUCUCAAGAGCUUCCCUGAAGUAUUGGGAGUAAUGGAGAAUAUAAGAUAUGUUUAUUUAGACCAAACUUCCAUAGAUAAGUUGCCAUUUUCAAUUAGAAAUCUUGUUGGCCUCCGACAAUUGUUCUUGAGGGAAUGCGCGAGCCUAACUCAGCUACCGGAUAGUAUUCAUAUAUUGCCUAAACUUGAGAUAAUAACGGCUUAUGGUUGUAUAGGAUUUCGAUUGUUUGAGGAUAAAGAAAAAGUGGGUUCAAAAGUGUUUCCAAAAGCCAUGCUUGUUUAUAAAGAAGGAAGUCCGGUAUUGCUUGAUAUGUCCUCUCUUAACAUAUGCCCCGAUAAUGCCAUAGAAGUAUUUUGUUCUUCAUUUAUUCGUAUGAAUGCUGAUUUCAUCAGCAUAGGGAUUCUUGAAGGUAGAGGAAAUUGGUAUCAACAUGAAAGCAACGAAUCAUCCUUACAUUUUUGGUUUCAAAAUAAAUUCCCCAAGAUUGCUCUUUGUUGUGCUGUAAAACCUCCUGUGUGUAAAGGCAAUAUGUUGUUGGAUUUCAAUUUCAGUGUGCUCAUCAAUGGCACUAAGCAAUUCACUUCUUCAUGCAACUACAUGUUUUCUGCUGAAAAAAUAACUGAACAAGUUCUUAUGUGUGAUUUACAGUGCAAAGUGGAAAGAUUGUAUUUAGAGCAUGAAUGGAAUCAAGUAGAUAUUUUAUAUGAGUUUAAAUACCUUAUGCCAUGUGGCUCUAAAAGGAUAAUGGCUACCCAUGAUAGGACCACAACAAGAAAUCCAAGUUGGUCCUUCAUUUAUGCCUUUGAAGAUAACAAAGUGGGUGUCAAAUUUCUGUCGGAGUUUGAGGAACGGGAAGAGCAGUACAGAAGAAAUGAAGCAUAUUCUUGGUUUGAUUCAUUUUUUUUCGCAAGAUCUUUAUCUCCUUUAGUAAAAAAAAAGAGACCUGUCUUUCCUUUUUUCCCGGUCCAAAGGUUAGAGGUACCAGUGAUUGGGAUCGAUCUCGGAACCACAUACUCAUGCGUAGGUGUAUGGCAACAUGACCGUGUUCACAUCAUCGCCAACGACCAAGGCAACAGAACCACAUCGUCUUACGUCGCCUUUACUGACUCCGAGUGUCUCAUCGGUGAUGCCGCUAAGAAUCAAGUCUCCUCGAACCCUAUCAACACCGUCUUCGAUGCUAAGAGGUUGAUUGGUCGUAGAUUCAGCGAUAUCUCCGUUCAGAGUGAUAUGAAGUUGUGGCCUUUUAAGAUUAUUUCUGGCCCGGAUGAUAAGCCAAUGAUUGGUGUUAACUACAAUGGUGAAGAUAAGCAAUUUACUGCAGAAGAGAUCUCUUCCAUGUUACUCUGGAAGAUUCGUCAGAUUGCUGAGGCCUACUUUGGCUCUCCCAUUAGGAAUGCUGUUGUUACUGUCCCUGUUUACUUUAAUAAUUCUCAGAGACAAGCUACUAAGGAUGCUGCUGUUAUUGCUGAACUUAAUGUCAUGGGAAUUAUCGAUGAGCCCACUGCUUCAGCCAUUGCUUAUGUUCUUGAAACAACCAGUGUUGGAGAGAAAAAUGUCUUGAUCUUUGACCUUGGCGGUGGUACUUUUGAUGUCUCUUUGCUAACUAUUAUUAAAAAUUAUCAUGGCUUGUUCUGUGAGGUUAAAGCAAUAUCCGGAGACCCCCAUCUUGGAGGUGAGGAUUUUAAUAACAGAAUGGUGAACUACUUUGUUCAAGAGUUCAAGAGAAAGAACAGGAAGGACAUCAGUGGCGACCAAAGAGCUCUUAUGAGGUUGAGGACUGCUUGUGAGAAGGCCAAGAGAACUCUAUCAUUUACUCUCCAAACCACCAUUGAAAUUGUUUGUUUAUUCAAGGGAAUGGAUUUCUUCACCAUCAUUACUCGUGCCAGAUUUGAAGAGCUCAACAUGGAUCUCUUUAUGAAAUGUAUGGAGACUGUCGAGAAACUUUUGAGAUUUGCUAGGAUGGACAAAACAAGUGUCCAUGAUGUUGUCCUUGUAGGAGGUUCUACCAGAAUUCCAAAGGUUCAACAACUAUUGCAGGAUUUCUUUAACAGAAAGAAGCUAUGCGAUAGCAUUAAUCCCGACGAGGUUGUUGCAUAUGGUGCUGCAUUUUACGCUGCAAUCUUGAGUGGUGAGUACAAAAGAAAUGUCCAUGAUGUUGUCCUUGUAGGAGGUUCUUCUUUUGUUAAGAUUAUUUUGGUUAUUGAGAUCUGUUUGUUUCACUUUGAGAUCUGUUUCUUUCCAUUUGCAUGUUGUUGAUGGCUUCUUAAUUCUUUCUCUUUUCCCUCUUUUUUUUUUUCUUUUCCUUUUUGUGAAAUGAGUAUUGUUUCAUCCACAUUGGUUGAUAUUGUUUAAGAUCUGUUUGUUUACUUUGCAUGUUGUUGAUGGCUUCUUAAUUCUUUCUCCUUUCCCUCUUCUUUUUUUGUGAAAUGGGUAUUGUUUUUUGUAUAAUCAUGUUAUCGAUGCGAAAUAUCAACCCAACUUUACUGAUAUCUAAUCUCUGCCGGUGAACCUGGCUCACCACCUUUCCAACCAUGUUUUUCUCAUCCACAUUGGUCGAACAUGAGACCUUGUUUAAGAGAUCAGAGUCUAGUUAAUGUGAAUUUGUUUAUUCUAAUACAUUAGCAAGUGUAUAUUGUGGAAGCUUUGUAUUUUUGUUAUACUUUUAUGUCUUUUAGGGUGUGAUAGGUAGGUGCAUGCUUACUGAUGUUGAUAAAUUUGAAAUGGUUUUGUUGAUAACAUUUUGGUUACAACUUGCAAUCUACGGUUCAUUUAUUUUAAUGGAUUUGAGACAAAUGCAACUUUUUUCGAUAUUUUUUGAAAUAAAGUGAAAUGUCUUUCUGGAUGGACACUUGAACUUUGAUUUUUAAGAAAAUUUAAGCUGUCCCCUGUUCUCACUUGUGUGGUGCUACAAAUUGUUCAUGAAUCUAUUUAUAUGAAAAGAAAAUUUGAGUUUUAUUGUAUCAUAUUAUAAUAUUUCAAUAUCAUCAUCAAUGUCACGAGGGGUAACCUUGGUGCAACUGGUAAAGUUGUUGUCAUGUGACUAGAAGGUCACGGGUUCAAGUCCUGGAAACCGCCUCUUGUGUAAACAACAGAGUAAGGCUGUGUACAAUACACCAGGUUGCCCUUUUUUAUCAUCAUCAAUGUUCACCCAUACUUUGCUGCUUAAUAAUGUAUGUUUGCACACAAACACACAAAAGACUUGCAACUUUAAUGUAUGGUUUUGACACGACCAGCGUUGGAGAGAAGAAUGUCUUAAUCUUUGACCUUGGUGGUGGGACUUUUGAUGCCUCUUUGCUAACUUUUGAAGAGAGUGUCGUUGAGGUUAAAGCUAUAUCCGGAGACACCCAUCUUGGAGGUGAGGAUUUUAAUAACAGAAUGGUGAACCACUUUGUUUAAGAGUUCAAGAGAAAGAAGAAGAAGGACAUUAGUGGCAACCCAUGAGCUCUUAUGUGGUCGAGGACUGCUUGUGAGAAGACCAAGAGAACUUUAUCAUUUACUGUCCAUUUGAGGGAAUUGAUUUCUGCUCCUCCAUUUCUCGUGCCAGAUUUGAAGAGCUCAACAUGGAUCUCUUUAGGAAAUGUAUGGAGCAAGUUGAGAAAUGUUUGAGAGAUGCUAAGAUGGACAAAAAAAGUGUCCAUGAUGUUGUCCUUGUAGGAGGUUCUACCAGAAUUCCAAAGGUUCAAAAACUAUGCAGGAUUUCUUUGACGGAAAGGAGCUAUGCAAUAGCAUUAAUCCCGAUGAGGCUGUUGCAUAUGGUGCUGCAGUUUGUGCUGCAUACUUGAGUGGUGAGUACAAUUAGAAGGUUCAGGAUCUUCUCCUUUUGGAUGUCACCCCUCUAUCUCUUGGUUUGGAGACUGUUGGUGGUCUGAUGACUGUUAUAAGUCUUUCUCAACCUAUUCUGACAACCAGUCUGAUUUGUUGAUCAAAGUCUUUGAAGGAGAGGGAACAAGAAUUAAAGAUAACAAUUUGUUGGGAAAAUUUCAACUUUCCGGCAUCCCUCCUGCUCCUUGGGGUGUUCCACAGAUCAUUGUAUGCUUUGACAUUGAUCCUAAUGGUAUAUUGAAUGUCUUUGCUGAAGAGUGAAGACAAAAACUACUUGCCAGUUGAUCAAAAUCACCAUCACCAAUGACAAGGGAAGACUUUCAAAGGAAGUCAUUGAGAAGAUAGUUCGAGAGGCGGAGAAGUACAACUCAGAAGUUUAAGAGCAUAAGGAGGUUGAGGCCAAGAAUGCUAUGGAAAACUAUACAACACGAGGGACACCAUUAAGGAUGAAAAGAUUGCAGGAAAGCUUGAUUCCAAAGACAAGAAAAUUGAGGACACCAUUGAGGCUACUAUCCGGUGGCUAGACGCCAAUCAGCUUGCAGAGGCAGAUGAGUUUGAGGACAAGAUGAAGGAACCAGAAGGUGUCUGCAACCCUAUCAUUGCCAAGAUGUACCAAGGUGGUGCUGGUCUUGGCAUGGAUGCUGCUCCAGGGAAUGAUGAUGUUCCUUCUGGUGCAGGCGGUGCUGGCUCUAAGAUUGAGGAAGAGAACCAAACUUAGUUACUUUCUUCUGAUAUGUGGUUUAUAUUUUCAUGUAUAAUUUUGUUUUGAUGUAUUAAUCUCGCUGGAUUUAACUUCGACGUUUUGGCUGGUUUGUGAUUUUUUUGGUA